CCAGCACCAUUUGUUGAAAAAAUUUUCCUUUCCCCAUUGAAUUACUUUGGCACCUUGUCACAAAUCAUUUGACGUUUUGUGAGGGUCAGUAUCUGUUACACUAAUGUCUGUUCAUCAGUUCACACUGUUUUGUGACAUUUCCUCAAAAAGAGCCUGCUUUAAUUUUGUUUGGGAUUGUAUAAAAUAUUGGAUCAAUUUGGGGAGAAGUUAAUCUUAACAAUAUUGAGUCUUCUAGUUCUUUCACAUGGAUUAAUGGAGAUAUCACACAUAUAUGUGUGUGUGUGUUUGUGCUGAUAUAUAUAUAUAUACCAUUAUAGUAUAUCUUUCCAUUAUUUGGAUCUUGAACUUCUCUCAGCAGUAUUUUGUAGUUUUCUGUGUACAGCUCUUACACAUUUUUGUUUGUUUGUUUGUUUACACAUUUUUUUUUACAUUUAUUCCCACCAAUAGAUUGUUUUUGGAUGCUGUUGUGAAUGAUAUUAAUAUUUAUUUAAGUUUCAUUUUCCAAUCACUUGUUGCCAGUGUAUAGAAAUAACAGUUGAUUUUGCAUUUUCACUUUAUAUUCUUGGAACAUAGCUGAAUUCACCUACAAAUCAUAGUAGGUUUUUAAAAUUUCCUAGUAUUUCCCAUAUGAACAAUCAUGCUGCAAGCACAGAGGCAGGAUCUCUCCUGUUUCUAAUCCUUGUGGCUUCUGCUUUGUUUUCUGUCAUUACCGCUCUGGCUUGAGCCCCAGGGCAGUGUUGACUAGCCCUGCAGAGGCUGAGUUUUCUCAGCCUCGUCUCGGUCAGCCUGUCAUUAGCUGUGGGUUGUUUGGGGAUGUCUUUCUUCAUGCUGAGGAUAUCUCCUUCUGUUUUCAGUUUAUUGAGUGUUGUUAUGAAUGGGCCUGAAAUUUUGUCAAAUGCUUGUUUUGCAUCUGCUAAAAUGGUUCAUUUAGUAGAACCCCUUUAUUCUGUUAAAGUGGUUGAUUACUGGUUUUGACGUAAAGUCAGUCUUAUGUUCCUGAAAAAAACUUGUUCGUGUUUUGUCACCUUUCAGUAUUUGCUGAAUGCAGGCAUGCAGUUGGCUAAUGUUUUGUUAAGAGUUUGGGGGUCUGUGUUCAUGAAGGAUGUUAGUCUGCUUUUUUCCCCUUGUGAUGUUCUUGUCUGGAUUUCUGUCUGGUUUUGCUGGUCUGGUUCCGAGUCCUGCUUGCUGGGCUUAUAACCAGGUUGGAACAGAUGCCUUCCCCUCUGCUUUCUGAAGGGCUUUGUAUAGUAUAGGCAUUAAUUCUUCCUUAAUUUUUUGAUAGACUUCACCAUUAAAGCCAUCUGGGUUCAUUGCUUUGUUUUGUGGGAAGUUUUAAUGUUAUUAAUUCAGUUUCUUUAAAAGAAAAUUUAUUUAUUUUUGGCUGUGCUCAGCCUUUGUUGCUGCUCAUGGGCUUUCUCUAGUUGUGGCAAGCGGUGGCUACUGUGUCAUUGUAGAGCAAGGGCUUCUCAGUGCGGUGGCUUCUCUUGUUGCAGAGCAUGGGCUCUAGGCGUACAGGCCCAGGAGUUGCGGUGCAUGGGCUCAAUUGCUCCGCAGCAUGUGGGCUCUUCCCAGACCAAGGAUCAAACCAGUGUCCCUUGCAUUGCAAGUUGUUAGAACAAAAGACCUAAAGAAAUCAGUGAAGACACAGAGGGUCUGAACAGUGUUCCUGGAAUCUUGACCUGAGUGUUGUUUAUGGAGCCACACCCAUCAGAAGCAAAACACAGAUUCCUUCAAGUGCAUGUUCUCUCACAUAGACCAAAUGCUGUGCCCUGAAACAAGCCUCCAGGAAAGGUAAAGAAGUAAAGCUGCAUUUAUUUGCAUAGGACAUGAUUAUUUAUGUAGAAGAUGCUAAGAAAUCUGAAAAACUGCUUAGGAUGGAAAAAAGCAAGAACCAUUAGAGAAAAAAUGGAUGCAGUUAAUUUUAUGAAAAUGAAACAUUUGUUCUUCUAAAGAGACCCAUAAGAAAAUGAAAAGACAAGUCACAGAAUGGGAGAAAUGUCUGCAGUACACAUACCUGGCAAAGGACAUGUGAAGAGCUAGCACGUAAUAAUAGAAAGACAACUCAGCCGAACACUGUGGCCCAGAGAUAUGAAUAGACUCAUCACAAGAGAUGUAAGGUGUGUGAGUGGCCCACAAGCAGGACAGAGGUGCUGACCGUAUCUAGUUGCAGAAACACAGAUGGGAACAGAGGAGAACCGCCGCCCACCUGCCAGUGUGUGAUCACGACCUGGUGUGGCCGGAACAGGCUGGGCUCCAGGGUCGUGACACUCUGGAGCCAGCGACCAACCCCCCAACUGCUGAUUGAGUGUGGCGAGGGCCUGAAUGUCUGCGGCCCACGUCCAAGAGGGCCAGACCCUGCACUCCGGGACAUGGCGCUUCAGCGUGCCGUCCUCCUGGCUGGCCUCCUGGUGGAAGUUGCUAGCAGAUCCUCAGGAACUGCGGGUCAGCAGCCUGAGUGCUGUGUGGAUGCGGGGGACAUCAACGCCACCUGCCCAGGCACUAGCCUGUGUGGCCCAGGCUGCUAUGGGCGCCCAGCUGAGGAUGGGAGCGUCAGCUGCAUCCAGUGCAGGAACGGAACCCACAACAGCUCCGAGUGCAGAGGCCUCGCCGGCCGAGGUGCACAGUUCCCUGUGAACAAGAGCACAGGGAUGCCUGGGCGGCAGAGUGUCGGGGGCCCUCAGGUGGCUGCCUCCCUCUUCCUGGGGACGUUUCUCAUCAGCUCGGGCCUCAUCCUCUCCGUGGCUGCAUUCUUCUACCUCAAGCGAGCCAGCAAGCUGCCCAAGGUCUUCUAUGGAAGAAACAGAGCUCCCGCCCUGCAGCCUGGUGAAGCCGCCGUGAUGAUUCCCCCACCUCAGUCCUCAGGCGCCUGCAUUGUCUCCCAUGAUGGCCAUAACAAAGUCUGCAAUUCGGGGCUCAAGAGGAUAGAAGUGUCUUCUCUCACGAUCCCGGAGGCUGGAAGUCAGAAUUCCAGUGCGGAAGCCGCGCUACGUCCGGCGUGAGCGGCCCUUGGACAGGGAUGUGGGCCCCACCACUGUCUCCUCUGUGGAGGCCCGGGUGAGCAACGUCUGACCCCAAGGUCCACCCACAGCUCCACGCACCGCAGAGGAGGGGCCCCCAUGCACAAAGGCUGGGUGCUGCCCAGCAAGGCCUCGGGAUGGGCCCAGACACGGCCCUGGCUUGGUUCGUCUGAUUCCAGCCACAUAUGCAGAGGGGGAGCCGCCCACCUGCAGGCCUUCCUCACCACAAUUGGCACUCAGUGUGACCAACCCGGGGCAUCACUGCAGCCUCUGUCCCUGAGCCCAGGUGGGGAGCCAGGCACAUGGGGUCUGGGCCCCAUGGGAGAGACAGCCUGCAGGACCCUGGGUGCUCCUCCACCCUGGAGCCCAUGGUGAGCAGAUUCCCUGCAUCCUGUCUAAGAGCAGUGAGGCCCAGGCCUUUGAGGUUCCAGUUGUGUCCACAUGGAGGUGGGAUGGGCCUGGGGACCACCCGCCCGCCGCAGACUCAGGCACCACAGGCUGUGCUGCGUUGCUGCCCAGUCCCAGGAGCUGCAGGACCGAGUUGCUUGGCUCUCUGCUGACUCCUGUGUGUGUUUAAGCAGAAACGCAUUUUGUACAGAAGUCUAAGAGGCAUGCUGCCCUCAUCUGAGCCCUGCCUGGGCCCCAGGCGCUACAGGUCCUCAUCCACCUGGGGAUGGACACUGGCCUGAAACUGCUGGAGGUCAAGGCCCCCCAGGGACAUGUCCACCCAGGGCCACAUUUACCUGUGACUGUUGCCUGGAAGCCUGGACUGGCUCAUCACGCCAGUCUCCCAAGGACCUCGCUGACCGGCAGUCCUGUCUGGCUGCCCCCACCCUGAGGCACCAGCCAAGGUUCCCGUGGAGACGGGAGUGUUGGGGCACCCACUGCAUGAGGGUGGAGUGUGGCCUGGUCUCCCCAGAAUCUCUGUUGGGACUGCUGUCUCCUCCUUCGGGAUCUGGUCCGAGUCUGUGCCGCCCGAGGCAGGGUCUGUGUGGCCAGCCUCCCACCUUCUGCACCAUGAUUCCCACUGGAGCCUUUGCAGUUUCUGGACAUGAGCUCGGUCACCAGGAUGUGAAUGGAUGACUGGCUGGUGGCCAUGAGGGGCAGCCACCUGAAAUUAGCGUCAAUAAACCACUCAGGCCUUUC
Dama dama (fallow deer) is the source of this 4163-nucleotide messenger RNA. It is a transcript of the gene C14H1orf159, whose product is annotated as chromosome 14 C1orf159 homolog. The coding region runs from base 2370 to 2999 and encodes 209 amino acids. Lineage: Eukaryota; Metazoa; Chordata; Mammalia; Artiodactyla; Cervidae. The record is from RefSeq and is a predicted model, not a curated record. The transcript has 12 exons.